This is a messenger RNA of Silurus meridionalis, 2957 nucleotides long. RefSeq names its product HBS1-like translational GTPase (gene hbs1l). Bases 154 to 2178 code for a protein of 674 amino acids. The transcript is spliced from 18 exons. Lineage: Eukaryota; Metazoa; Chordata; Actinopteri; Siluriformes; Siluridae. Gene Ontology annotation, biological process: translation. The record is from RefSeq and is a predicted model, not a curated record. Gene Ontology annotation, molecular function: GTP binding; GTPase activity.
GUGGCAUUGCGCAUGCGCAGAUCUCCGAGGCAACAUGGCGGCUGUGCUGCAGUGAGGUGCUUACGUCAAUAUUAUGCCCAUGGACACUUUGGCUGCAACUUUAUAGCCCGAGAAAAAACCCAAAUAGAGAAAUAAACUGAAUUUGUAGUAAAAAUGUCUCGCCACAGGAAUGUCCGAGGGUAUAAUUACGACGAAGAUUUUGAGGACGACGACAUUUACGGACACUCUGUAGACGAUGACUACUGCAUCUCGCCCGCGACAGCGGCUGAGUUUAUUUAUUCGUGCCGGGACUCGAGGCAGACGCGGCAGGUAGAGCCCCUGGAGGAGGAGGAAGAGCACGAGGAUGACGAGGAGAUGCCGACCUCGCCCGCCGUCACGCAGACCCUCGACUCGCUGAUGCAAGGUCGUCUGUACUCCUGUUUGGACCAGAUGAGGACAGUGCUGGGAGACUCGGUGCCUGACUCCACUCUAAACGAGGCGGCUCUGAAGUUCGACUGCGAUCCUCACCGAGCUCUCGACUCCAUUCUGUCCGCAGGAAGCAACAGCGAGCAGGCGGCCCCGCCCAAAACCCUUCCUCCACCACAGAAAGCGAAACCCCGCGAGCUUCCCGAGACGCGCCUCGAAUCCGAAGUGGUUCCCAAAGUGGCUCGGAUGACCGUCUCCGGAAAGAAGCAGACCAUGGGCUUCGACGUGCCGAGCUCGGAGGAGAACGGAGUCGGCCCGUCCGUACGCCGAGGUCCGAGCCCGGACACGACAGCGGUAGUGGCUCCAGAGACGCCGUCUAAAGCGGCGUCUGCGGCGGAGGAAUCGGCUGCCCCGACCCCACCACGAUCCACCAGCAAAAACAAACAGCGACUCAACAUCCGCACCGAGCUGGAGCAGAGGCAGGGAGGAAAACCGCUCCUCAACCUCGUCGUCAUCGGUCAUGUGGACGCAGGUAAGAGCACGCUCAUGGGUCAUCUCUUGUACCUGUUGGGGAACGUGAACAAACGCACCAUGCACAAGUACGAGCAGGAGGCGAAGAAAGCCGGCAAGGCCUCGUUCGCUUACGCCUGGGUGCUGGACGAGACCGGAGAGGAGCGAGACAGAGGGGUGACCAUGGAUGUGGGCAUGACCAAGUUUGAGACCAACUCUAAAGUGGUGACCCUGAUGGAUGCACCUGGACACAAAGACUUUAUCCCUAAUAUGAUCACAGGAGCAGCACAGGCAGAUGUAGCCGUGUUGGUAGUGGAUGCCAGUCGAGGCGAGUUCGAAGCAGGGUUCGAGGCCGGCGGUCAGACACGGGAACACGCUCUCCUCGUUCGAUCUCUGGGUGUCACACAACUCGCUAUCGCUGUCAACAAGAUGGACCAGGUGAACUGGCAGCAGGCGAGGUUCCAAGAAAUAACAUCCAAACUUGGCCAGUUUCUGAAGCAGGCUGGUUUCAAGGACUCUGAUGUGUAUUACAUCCCUACCAGCGGUCUAUCAGGACAGAAUCUCACCAGCAGAAGCACAGAAGCGGCGCUCACUGCCUGGUACAAAGGCCCGUGUCUACUGGAACAGAUAGACUCGUUCAAAGCUCCUCAGAGAUCAGUGGAGAAGCCGUUCCGACUCUGCGUGUCUGACGUCUUCAAAGAUCAAGGUUCGGGUUUCUGUGUGACUGGGAAAAUCGAAGCUGGCUACGUUCAGACCGGAGACCGGAUGUUGGCGAUGCCUCCGAACGAGACCUGCACUGUGAAAGGUAUCACUCUCCACGAUGAGCCAUUAGACUGGGCAGCUGCCGGUGACCACGUCAGUUUGACCGUCACAGGGAUGGACAUCAUAAAGAUCAAUGUCGGCUGUGUGUUCUGUGACCCCAAGGAGCCCAUCAGAGCCUGCACUCGCUUCCGAGCCCGAAUCCUGCUGUUUAACAUCGAAGUGCCAAUCACACAAGGCUUCCCUGUCCUUCUGCAUUACCAGACAGUGAGUGAACCUGCCACCUUCAGAAAGCUCAUCAGCGUGUUGCACAAAACCAGCGGAGAGGUCCUGAAAAAGAAACCAAAAUGUUUGACUAAAGGCCAGAAUGCUGUGGUGGAGAUUCAGACUCAGAGACCUGUGGCUCUGGAGCUCUACAAGGACUUUAAAGAACUUGGACGCUUCAUGCUGCGAUAUGUGGGUUCCACCAUCGCCGCUGGAGUCGUCACAGAGAUCAAAGAAUAAACUGCAGCUGCACUCAGAUCCUUCAGAACAUGCUGACUGGCCCGAGGAGCCACUGAACAGAAGUGCAGUUCCACCCAGAAACUGGACGUCACACACAAUCUCACAUCUUCAUCUUCAUCCUCUGUCAACUCUUUCAAUGGGACACGGUUUCCAGCCACAGGCUCGGCUUCUGCAUGCCUUCGAUUCCAUUCAUUCUUUCAUAAGUGGCUGUUGAACAUCUCCCAAGUACAGUGUGUUUACCCUGGGUUUUAUUAUUUUAUGUAGCUUAAUGUUCAUCUUAAUUUGACUAAUAAUCUGGUAGUAAAAAAAAAAAAAGGGGAAGUUCAUCCUGGAUGGGAUGAGAUGCUUUUAUAGGUGCAUUUUUUUUGUUCUGAGGUUAUUUAUUAAAUAUUCUUCAAGGGCUUUUGACAUUAUAGUACAGAAUAUAGUAAUAUGCAAAUACCACUGAUGUAUCAAAACAACUUAUUCUCAUAUCCAUUGCUGCUGCUGAUCCUGUGGCUGAAUAAAAAUGACUACACACAAAACAUCUGUGCACGGAAUCGGAGGGAACACUAAAGAUCAUAGCGGAGACAGAGGGAAUUAAACAUGGUCUAGGAGCACUUUGGUCAGGGUUCUAAUAGUACAUUGGUGGCCAUGAGGGGCUGAGGAACCUGUGUAUGAACUGCUGAGAACCUCUGGAAGCAGUGCAGCUUAUUUAAAACCGUUGUAUAGGUUGAUUCGAAGGUGAAAUUGUUCAAAAAUCAUGAAUGCUUUUUCGAAAUAAAAUCAUGUGAAACGGC